This is a messenger RNA of Eufriesea mexicana, 392 nucleotides long. RefSeq names its product mitochondrial ribosomal protein L55 (gene mRpL55). Lineage: Eukaryota; Metazoa; Arthropoda; Insecta; Hymenoptera; Apidae. The transcript has 2 exons. Gene Ontology annotation, cellular component: mitochondrial large ribosomal subunit. Gene Ontology annotation, biological process: translation. The record is from RefSeq and is a predicted model, not a curated record. The coding region runs from base 75 to 392 and encodes 105 amino acids. Gene Ontology annotation, molecular function: structural constituent of ribosome.
GAACGAAGUGACGUGAUCUAUAUAGCCGGACGUGUCCUAUAAAGUUAUUAGUUUUCUUUACACAAAAAGUGAGAAUGAAUAUAUUUUCAUUUUUGCGACCAACACAGACUGCAUUAUUCAUUCAUAGGAAUCUGAAUUGUUGGACAGCGGCAAUAACAAAAAAACACAGAAAAGUGUAUUUAAAUACAUAUCCUGUACACCUUGUUUUACCAGAUGGUAGCUCUAUAAACAUUGAUUAUCAUGAACCAAGGAGAAUUAUUACUCUCCCCAUUGAUAUUACAAUUCUUUCUGAGGAACAGCGUCAACUUAGAUUGCAAAGACGUAAAUCCAUUCAGAAAGUGAAAAUCGUUGAUGAAUACCAAGAUGAUUUCGAUGAAACUCAGUUUUAUUAA